Molecule: messenger RNA, 585 nt
Organism: Lactuca virosa
Lineage: Eukaryota; Viridiplantae; Streptophyta; Magnoliopsida; Asterales; Asteraceae
Source: the annotation of a GenBank genome assembly
AUGUUAUUUAAUGUGGAAACAUACAAGUUAAUAAGAUUUCUAUCUUCAUUAUUUAGUAGAUUAGCUGACCCGGAGGGAACGCCGCUCGGUGCUUCCGUGUAUCUUCCCCAAAGCGUUGGCCCUAAGGAGCUUCAACAGAUGGUUAACAAGUUGCUCAACAAUGAGGAAAAGUUGUCAUACACCUUUUGUAUAUCCGAUCAAGAGCUUCUUACACAACUAGGAGAUUAUUUGCAGAAGAAGAAAGUUUCUAUGGAGAAGGUAAUCACAGUAGUGUAUCAACCACAAGCAGUCGUCCACAUUCGUCUAGUUAACCGUUUCUCUUCUACAAUUGUGGGGCCACGAGAAAUGGAUAACUGGUAUAUCCUAGAACCAGUAUACCUCAGAUCGCCAUCUCAUCGCUUUGUCACCUCCACCAAAAAUGGUGAUGCAAGAAUUUGGGAUGCUACAUUGAGGAAAAUUGUUAUUAUUCUAAGUGGUCAUACUCUUGUAGUCACUUGUGUAAAGUCCGGUGGAGAUGGAGUCAUAUACACAGGAUAUCUCAAGAUUAUACAAUCAAAGUAUGGGAAACCACUCAAGGAAAACUGA